CCUGAGGAGGAUUUGAUGCCCGCCGCUGCCUUGUUGCUCAGCAACCAGGGACGCUGUGAGUCACAGUGUGGGAUGCAAUUAUUGUAUAAUGGAAGGAGGCUACAUCCAAUCACAAAAGAGAACUGUACUCACUGUCAUUGUUACGUCCAAUACGGUUCUAUGGUAGGCGUGAGAGAUUAGAACCAAUUGAAACCAUUUCUAAAACAAGGUUAGAAAUGGCAUUGGAAUAAGAAACAACCAAGAUUGAGUAGCAACGAACAAGUGUUGAAAAGUAACUGUUUGGGGGAUAUUUAAUUCUAAUUUACAGACACUUUUUUAUUUAGUAUAGAAGAAUCAAGAGUUUUUUUUUCUAUAAUUUUACAUUUCUAUUUUUUUGCGUUCGAUCCUGUCGAUUAAAAAAAAUAUUGUUAUUUAAUUGAAUCAUUCUGGCGUUGAUUUUUACAAAAUAAGAUGGCAAUAUUGGAAGAAGAUAUAUCUUUCAUAUCCCUCGUAAAUACUGUUUAAUAACUAACUCAGAAGUAGUGUGAGACAAAAUGUCAGCUGACAUUAGUUUGUUCGAUUUGGUGAACCUGUCGAUCGGGACACCUGAAGUUGGAGCUGUCAACUUCAAUGCGUUGCAUACCCUCCUCCACGCUAUCCUGGGACACCUGAAAAUCCAAAAUGUGACCACCGGCUGGAGAGAGCAGGAUGCCCCGCCACAGGAGCCCCAUGGCCCGCAUCUGACCAAGUCCUCUAGCCCGUACCAUCACAUGGAAGACAAACUUCGGCAGAUCGAGAGACAGAUGGCCGCGCUGGAGAAGCUUCCUAGCGGUACCGAUCUUCUGAGCCGCACUGCCUCAACCACAACACCGGUCAACGACUUGUGGCAGCUGAUGCAGCUCCGCCGCAAGGCUCAGGCGAGUGAGGACGGCGUGUCCAAGUCUAUGUCGCUGAUCCAGGAUCUGCUGAAGGAGAUCCAGGACCUGAAGGAGUCCAGAGACGACCUGAAGAAAGAGGUCAAGAGCCUCCAGAACCAACUCAACCAGCUGAAUAUGAGUGAGCUGGUUGACAGAAUCAACGAAGUGGAACAGUACUGCCACCGACUGGACAACCUGGACUCUGCCACCAAAGAGCUGCAGGACAGAGUUGGGCGUUACCCAGACCCAGAUGAGCUCAUCCAGUGUGUGACCUGGGACAUCAUGCAGACCACCUUGGUUAGCGAGCAACAGAAUCUGCAAAAGGAAAUCAAGCACUCAGUCCCUGUCCCCACAUCAGUUGUCAUGACCACCAUGACUCCUUUCAGCGUCUCUGCCAAUGCCAAUACUGGAGCUGCUGCCUUCACUCCUGGCACUCUGCCAGCCAGCAUGCCAGCCAGGGCGCUGCCCCAGCAGUCCCUCUCUGAUGCAGCUGUUGCCUUCACUCCUGGCACUGUCACUGCCAGCCAGUAUGGGGGGGCGCUGCCCCAGCAGUCCCUCUCUGAUGGAGCUGCUGCCUUCACUCCUGGCACUGUCACUGCCAGCCAGCAUGGGGGGGUGCUGCCCCAGCAGUCCUUCUCUGAUGGAGCUGCUGCCUUCACUCCUGGCACUGUCACUGCCAGCCAGCAUGGGGGGGCGCCGCCCCAGCAGUCCCUCUCUGAUGGAGCUGCUGCCUUCACUCCUGGCACUGUCACUGCCAGCCAGCAUGGGGGGGUGCUGCCCCAGCAGUCCCUCUCUGAUGGAGCUCUGAUGGUGGGCAGCAAACCCCUGUCUCGUGUGGCCAGCGGGGCAGAGCGUUACCCAGAGACAGUGGAGGCCCUGAGGGACGUGGGCAGGCUCAGGGAGAGACACAACACCCUGGAGACCAGAGUAGAGCUGCUGGAAGCAGGCAAGGCUGACCAGGCCCAGCUCCAGCACCUCUGGGAGCUCCUCCCUGACAUGGGGGACAGGGAUGUGCCUGACAAUCUGUUGGAUCAACUGACUCAUCUGAGAGUUCUGGUCGACAGCCUGAUGGGUGACAGAGCCAAGAGCUCGGAGCUGAUGAAUGACGUUCAGGGAGCCAUCAUGCAGCUGCAGGCUGAGUGUGAGAAGCUCCACGGCACAGCCAACCACCUGAUUGAGGAGCACGGCCAGAAACAGGUCCACAUCGACCAUCUGUACAAGUCCAUGGAAGAACUGGACGAGAAGAAAGCUGACAAAGAGCUUGUGGAGAUGGAGAUUGAAAUCAAAGCAGACAAGCGUGCCCUGGAGACCAAGGUGAGCCGCAUGCAGUUUGACUCCAUGACAGAGGAGCUCAACACCAUGUUCCAGGAGCUGCUCAGCAAGAUCACCGGCCAGGAGCAGGACUGGCACAAAAUCAUCGACAAAAUCUCCACCGAGAUGGAGUGCAAGCUGGACCGGAUUGAGCUGGAUCCUGUGAAGAAGCAGCUGGAGGACCGCUGGAAGAGCAUCCGUAAGCAGCUGCAGGCCCAGCCUGCCCCGAAGGAGGACGACGCUGCAGGCAUCAGGAAACAACUAGUGGCAAGGUUCCACUGCAUCUCCUGCGACCGCCCAGUCGAUAUGCUUACCCCAGGACCGCACUUGGUCACCCUGCCCUCCACUCCUGGCCUACCCUCCCACAAGUCCAACCGACCGUACACCAUCUAUGAGCUUGAGCAGGUUCGCCAGCAUUGCAGAAGCGAGCGCAUCCCUGAGAUGGCGGACUACAGUUACCUGGCCAUGUCCCGGAGCUGUGGAGGCAGCCACACCGUGACCUACCCCAACCGCCGCUACACCCGCCUGCAGCAAUUCAGCCACUUCAUCCAGGCUGAGGAGGAGACACCGCCCAUCUCCAGCUCCCCACUGCGCAUUCAGCCGGAGGAGGUAGACAUCCUGGGAUUGGAUGGACAUAUCUACAAGGGCCGCCUGAAAACCAGAUCGGUCAAGACUGUGGAUGCCAGACUACCCACCAUCUUUCCUAAAGACGCAGGCAUGUGCAAGAGCAAAGACAAGAUCAUGCGCUCCCAGUUCCAGAAGCCUGGCUGCACAGAGCCGGGCUGUGUGACCCCUGUGCGACCCCAGAGUGCCAAAACCCAGCGCAGCCGCUCAGCCUCAGGCAGCUCUGUGCGGGACCGGCCCAUGUCUUCUUUAGGCUGCCUGUCCCAGGCUACCCUUCCCCAGAGCUCGUCCCAUGCUGACACCACCAGCGAGCUGCUGCAGCAAGAUCUGGAGCUUCACGUGGACCUGAGCCAGUCGGAGGAAGAGCCCGUCAUCAUCCUGUAGGGGGCGAUGGAGAGCCCCACACACCUUAUUUUAAUAAACCGUUUACAGCAGCACCAGGAGGGUAUCCUGGUCUCCAUUUUGUAAUGGAGCAUACAGACGUUGUGAAAAUCAAGUCUGAUAUUAGUCAGUUAGGUUAUUUAUGGAUGGUAAUGGAAGAACACAACUCUAGGACCUAUGAACACUGUUUCAAUGCAACAAAAUAGCUGAGUCACAUUUUCAAGGUGUAGCUUUACAGGUCAAAUACCUUACGUGUGGCUACAUUACGAUUUUGGUUUAUGAUGCCUGAUUUUCAAUGACCUUCAUAGAGAAGCUUCCAGGCAGGUGACCUCAAAUACCAGACUGUUUGGAUGCAGAACAAUACCACCAUGGAGCAAUUCAUUUGACAUAUAGGGUCUUCUAGAGCAGUAUCAUUAAGGGCUUGAAAUGUCUUCCCUCUCAAAGACCCAGUUUCUGUAACGUCUGAUUCAUUGUAUUAGUGUCUCAAGUUGUUCCAUCACAUGUUAAGAGGAAAGACACUCAUGUCAUUACCACAAAAAUGUACCUCUGUCGUGGACUCAUAACAAUGGUAGCCAGCCACCUGCAUCUAUUGGGGAAGCAAAGCAGCCAGGGUUGUAAAAUCGGCCCAGAUGGCGUUCCCUUCGAAUGUCACCGUGCCUGUGUCCAGUUACAGCAGUCUCCUGGUGUCUGUGUGUUUUAAACAAGGGGGUUCGCUAUGUGUGCCUCACUCUGGCAUAGUGUAUCAUUUUUAACCAUGGCACAGCAUUGGGUAUCAUAGCAUACUUUUAGCGUAGCGCCAUGUCAGCACUCAACUGCAGUUGUCCGUGGGCCGGGGCAUGGCACGGGGAGGGGGGUGGGGACACACACAGUUCAAAAAGCCUGUGUGAAUGUAGGACAGGAUAUGAAUGAAUAAACUUGAAAGGACAAACUGUACUGUCAUUGAGGAACGGGGUGACUGUUUCCUAGAAGCAUGGGCUUUGCUUACACACAUUUUGUGUCAAUGUGAAAUAUGAUGUACAUUUAUCUAUCCAUGCCUUACACACCCAGUGGCCAGUUUAUUAGGUACACCCAUCUAGUACCGGGUCGGACCUCCCUUUGCCUCUAGAACAGCCUGAAUUCUUCAGGGCAUGGAGACAUUGCUCAAUUGGUAUCAAGGGAUCGAACUUUGCCAGGAACACAUUUCCCACACCAUUACACCACUGCCACCAGCCUGUAUCGUUGACAGCAGCCAGGAUGGGGCCAUGGACUCAUGUGGUUACGCCAAAUCCUGACUCUGUCAUCAGCAUGAUACAACAGGAACCGGGAUUCGUCGAACCAGGCAAUGUUUUUCCACUCAUCAAUAGUCCAGUGUUGGUAAUCGCGUGACAACUGGAACUGCUUGUUUUAAGCUGAUAGGAGUAGAACCUGGUGUGGUCGGCUGAUGCAAUAGCCCAUCCGUGACAAGGAUCAAUGAGUUGUGCAUUCAGUCGCUUAGGUCACUCGUUUUUCCCAUUCUAAUGUUCAUUCGGACAGUAACUGAAUUCCUGGAUGCCUGUCUACCUGCUUUGUAUAGCAAGACACGGCCUCCUGAGAACGAGGUGGUGUACCUAAUAAACUGAGUAUAAGUGAUCCCUUUCAUAGCAUUUGGACGUAUUCAGGAGUAAUGAUGCUAUUGAAAGGUAUUUCAGGAGAGUAUUUAAGACAGGCAGUUAAUCUGAAUGUAAGAUUUCCAUUGGUAGAUGUAUCUUUGUUUUCAAAGAUAAAUGGGCCUUCAUGGAAUAUGUGAUGUAUCAUAUGAUGUCCAUAUAACUGUUAUGUGAACAUAUGUUGACUCAUUAACUGUCUGCAAUGAAUUUGACUUGUGGUACGUAAAUAUAUCUGUACUGUUCUACACAACUCCACCACGCUGUUAUGACACACAGUUUCAGACAUGUAACACGU
Molecule: messenger RNA, 5132 nt
Organism: Oncorhynchus nerka (sockeye salmon)
Lineage: Eukaryota; Metazoa; Chordata; Actinopteri; Salmoniformes; Salmonidae
Exons: 17
Coding region: 534-3215 (893 amino acids)
Source: RefSeq, a predicted model, not a curated record